AUGGCGUCGAAGAGUAGUGAGAGGGGCGCACCCGCUACAAAGGCUGUUUACGGCAACAACGUUAAGAAUGGAGGCGGCACCGGCAAUCGCACCCACCACCCCUACGCUAGGUUCGGCAACAACAACAACAACAACAAUAAAAGCAACAGUAGAAGUAGUAGUAACAACCACCAGCAAACGGAGAGUAACAAUAAUGGGCGCAUGGCAUCAAGUCCAAUGCAGUUGGUGGUACGAAAAAUGCAGGAUGAUGGGGAGGAGGGAAUAAGCUCCCCUCUUGUGAAUGUACAGGCGCGUUAUCGCCUGCAAAGCCCAACGCUUAGUAACAGGGCGGGUGAUGCGCUUCUUUCAGCAUCUCCGCCUUACACGUGGAGUAGUAGUAGUUCGUUUUAUGGUGAUGUGAACCAAAAUUGGUUUGCAACGGGACAAGCGCCCAGCACCCCCAUUCCAGUGAAACAAGACAAUGAUGGUGGGGUUGGCAUGGGCGGUAGAGGAAUGCCACCGUUUUCCGGUAGCUACGCCCCGUCGGGAUUUUCUAUGCCACCUGCUCUUGCGGAUAGUAUGUCCACACCAAUUAAUGAUAAGGUUCUCAGAUCUCCACAUCAAAAAGUGCAUAUUCCACUGCAGCAUUUAGGAUCCCCACCUUCGAUGUUGCGUGGUAAAGAGUUCACCGCCUCCCCCACGUUGCUUUCAAUGACACCGCCAUACCCAAACGAUGUUCAAUCUAUUCAAAUUUCACCGACGGCUAUGAGUGGACAUGGGGGUAUGAGGGGCCAUCCAGUUGUUGCUGAGAGACCACAAGGCCGACAAAGUAAAACUGGCCCAAAUGCCAGCGAUGGGGCCUCCACAAUCACCGGAAGUAGCGCAAGUGCUUUACGGGAAGACUUAUCACUAUGCCCAAAUGACGUUCUUUGCACUCUAAUAAAUGAUCGUAAGCACCAACGGAAAUACGCACACACGUGUCGCCUCUUUCCCUGUUAUCAUGGUCACGUAGUGCGCCAUGGGAAACUGUUUCGCCAUGCCCCUGGACAAAUUGCGCAAUCCGAUGCCCUCACGAGCGUCAAGGGGACACAAAAGGCUUUACCAGCUGAGGCACUCGCGAGUGUAAACUUCAGUUCCAUUAGCCCGAACGCACUCAAUGCUUACCGCAUAGUUGUUACUCAUGGUGACCAGAGCUAUGAAAUAUUUGGCGAUUGGCAGAAUGUUCGUGUACACACGUUCAAGAGGUAUUUGCAUCAGGUGUAUAAAAUACCACCAACCUCGCAGGUGCUGGUGCGUGUGGACGACGGAGUACCACUGGAAGAUGAGCUUGAGUCUGUGGGUCACUACGGCGUGAAGCCAGACACCAUUAUAACACUUAAACGCAAAGAAGAUGAUGCAGCCCCGCGGGUGCCUUUGGACGAAUUGUAA
Trypanosoma cruzi is the source of this 1407-nucleotide messenger RNA. RefSeq lists its product as uncharacterized. Gene Ontology annotation, molecular function: protein binding. Lineage: Eukaryota; Euglenozoa; Kinetoplastea; Trypanosomatida; Trypanosomatidae. The coding region runs from base 1 to 1407 and encodes 468 amino acids. The record is from RefSeq and is a predicted model, not a curated record. The transcript has a single exon.